AUGGCCGGUGUCCUAGACCUCGUGUCCACCAUUUGGACGCGCUUCAGCACCAACUUGCGCGGCAGUCUCGAGGGCAUGACGCCCGAGAAGUGGAUUCGCCUUGUCAUCAUUGUUGGCGCCUACUGCCUGCUUCGCCCCUUCCUGAUGAAGCUGGCUGGCGGCUCGCAAAUGAAGCAGCACGAGGCCCCUGUUGAAGAGUUCGAAGGCGCCAAGGCUAAGGUCCAGCCUAACACCCUCCGCGGCCAGGUCGAGAUCCCUGAGAACAGCGACGACGAUGACGAGGACGCCCCGGCUUCCACGACGUCGACCGAUUGGGGCAAGAAGGCUCGCAGAAGACAGCGCGAGGUCCUUAAGCGUAUGAUUGAUGCUGAGGAGAAGAGGCUUGCUGAGCUGCAGGAGGAUGAAGAGGACAAGGAUAUCGAGGAAUUCUUGGUCAAGGAGUAA
This is a messenger RNA of Colletotrichum truncatum, 444 nucleotides long. RefSeq names its product trafficking pga2. Gene Ontology annotation, biological process: protein transport. The record is from RefSeq and is a predicted model, not a curated record. NCBI's taxonomy places the organism in Eukaryota, Fungi, Ascomycota, Sordariomycetes, Glomerellales, Glomerellaceae.